AGCCCCAAAACAAAUAAAACAGCCUAGUUGAAGUUGGUGCAGAAAACCAAACAGGUCCAUAGCGUUCAAUCUGGCCUGCCAAACGCGGCACACAAUUCUGGGCAGCCACUCUUCGUCGAUCGAACGCUGCAGCGAAGCACACCUACGAGCGCUCAGCAUAAAGCAACGGCCGUUUUGUUGCUGCGGACCUGCGGUCGACCGAAACUGACAAGCCUCCAACCGAAAUUCUGCCUCCCGCCCAAACGAACCUCUUCCCCCUUCAACCAAGAAACGCCGCCCCGUUCUUGAUUCUUGAUCCCACCCUCGGCCGCGCGCGGCGAUGGAGCUCUUCAAGGACCCGCGGUCCGUGCGGCUCAGGAGCCACCUGGGCACGUACCUCUGCGCGCUCGACGGCGGGGCCGUCUCCCACGGCUACCGCCGCAACUCCCGCGGCACGGUCUGGGCCGUGGAGCUCGCCGGCGACGACUACGUGCGCCUACAGGGCCACCGGGGACUCUACCUCGGCGCCACGGAGCUCCCCGCCGACGUCCUCGGCCGCGGCCGCGGCACCCGGGCCUGCUGCGGGGUCGUCCUGGGCUCGCCGACCUGCCCCAACGACAACGCCUUCCUCUGGUCGCCGCUGCGCGAGGGCGAGCUCCUCGCGCUGUCCGGGCCCUACGGCCGCCUCCUCCGCGCCAGGUUCGGGCACACGGCGCAGGACAACGCCGUCACCGUCGACCUGGACGCCAACCCGGAGGAGAGCUCCUGGGUCGUCGAGGUCGUCCCGGCCGCGGAGGUGGCGCUGCUGCUGCCGCCGUCGCCACGCCCCUGCCGCGCCCAGUCCUGCAACGCCCGCUUGGAGGCGGACACGUCGGAGUCGGACACGGCGUCCAGCGUCCUCGCCAGGGUGCGCUCCGCCAAGGACAUGACGAGUUCACUUGCUACGGUCGAGGAGGAGCCCCUGUCGAUGCCGGCGCCGCGGCUGAUCUUCUACAACACCUCCAGGGACGACGGCGGCGUGGACGAGUUCGACGAGGGGACGUGGAAGUACUUCUCGUUCCAGGAGCAGAGCCUGGCGGCGCUGCGCCGCAGGCUGGCGGAGGAGACCCGGCGCCAGGACUUCGUCGUCUGCCGCAGGAGCGGCCCGGGGCUGUUCCCCGUCGUUCUGGACCUCCCUCCCGGCAACAGCCAGAUGGAGUUCGUCCUCGUCCCGGCGUCCUCUCCUGCAGUUGCAGACGGUGUUGCUUAAGAUGGAUGUGGCCCGGGACCGACUAUAGGAAAAGACGGAGAGAACUUCAGUUCGGUGCGGCGAUAUGCAUUUUGCGGUGUAUAUUCAUUGGUACUGUGUGUACAAGAACAAACUUGUUAUUACUGUGAAAAUUCAGACACCUAGGAUGGGGUCUUACCCUAUUCUGUUUUGUUCUGUAGUUCUAGAGAAAUGACAUGGAGUUUGUCAAUGUAUACCUUUUUUAGGGUAUUGAACAUAAUAGGUACUAGAUGGACAGAAUUACA
This is a messenger RNA of Triticum aestivum (bread wheat), 1491 nucleotides long. RefSeq lists its product as uncharacterized. The transcript has 3 exons. NCBI's taxonomy places the organism in Eukaryota, Viridiplantae, Streptophyta, Magnoliopsida, Poales, Poaceae. The record is from RefSeq and is a predicted model, not a curated record. The coding region runs from base 320 to 1228 and encodes 302 amino acids.